GUGGUUAAUUGAGAUGCGCUCCAGUUGGAAAACAGUCAUGGAUUUCAUGGAAGUAGUAAUAAGACGUUAUCGGGUGGAGGGUGUGAGUCUGCAGGCAGCCAGGGAGACAUCAUCGUGGGGGGAACUCUGGUGGUCACUGCCUACUUUUUAUAUACUCCACCAGGAAGAUAGCUGGGGAAGGAUGAGCUCAUUGUAGGCCUACCGACUCUGCAUGUGGCUAUAGACCCCGUUGAGCGUGUUAAGGCUCCUGCACUGACUGCUGUGGUGUGUUUGAAGGACUUCCGGAGGCUACAGUUUGAGUUCCAGACCCCAGAGGAUUGUGUGGACAUGAUGGAUGCCCUGGAGGCUCUCUCUAAACCAGUUCGUAUUCACCAUCUCCAUGCCUUUACCCACUUCCCCCGUGUGACCCUCCCCCCAAUGUUGUGGUCAUUCUCAACAUCUGAAGCCCUAUUAACGGCACAGGGCUGCUCGCCGGAGCAUUACAGAGUCAGCUACAUCAAUAGGGGCUUCAAAGUGUGUGCUUCCUACCCCCAGGAUAUCAUUGUCUCUCUCAAUAACGAAAUAAAAAAGAGUGCUAGCUACCGUCACCAAGGGAGGUUCCUGAUGGUGUGCUUCCAUCACAAGAAGAGUAGGGCAGUGUUGAUCAAACGUGGGAAGCCACUGGUGGGGCUGACCAGUAAGAGGUGUCGGGAAGAUGUGAGUAUUCUCAACGCUUGUCUCCCUGGACUCAGCAAAGGGAAGGUCAUGGACAUACGCUCCCAGUCCAUCGCACAGCAUCACAUGAGUAAAGGUACAGGGUUGGCGGAAUCUUUGCAACCUCAACGAUAGGGUUGAGGGUUGAGCGUUUCUUAGUAUGUAUGGUGCAAAGCAUUCCAUGUAAGGAACACUCGACCCUCGACCCUAUUGUUGCUGUUGUAAAGAUUCUGCCAAACCCUGUAUAGCUUGUGUGUAAAUGCCUAUUUUAAUGCCAUGGGAAGAGCUGCAACAACUUUCUACAAGAGACUGUCAUCCAUUAUGGCAAUUAGGGGUGCCAGGUCAUCAAGAAACAGACCAGCUAUGGAUGUACUUCUUGAGCCAAUCGAAGAGGUCCAGGUUCUCGAGGGACACCUAGGACGAAACUAACUGUUUUCUAUUAUCAACCAUUUUACUCUCACUUGUUUUGUAGCACAACUUAUAAUUAUUAUACAGAACCAACUUUACAUAAACUAUAUUGUCGGACCCUUCAUAUGCACAUAAGCUUGUUUACCAACCCUA
Molecule: messenger RNA, 1254 nt
Organism: Halichondria panicea
Lineage: Eukaryota; Metazoa; Porifera; Demospongiae; Suberitida; Halichondriidae
Product: myotubularin-related protein 9-like
Exons: 4
Coding region: 328-828 (166 amino acids)
Biological process (GO): phosphatidylinositol dephosphorylation; negative regulation of autophagy
Cellular component (GO): cytoplasm; membrane
Molecular function (GO): phosphatidylinositol-3-phosphate phosphatase activity
Source: RefSeq, a predicted model, not a curated record